Messenger RNA from Blastocystis hominis, 1614 nucleotides. RefSeq lists its product as hypothetical. Lineage: Eukaryota; Bigyra; Opalinata; Blastocystidae. The coding region runs from base 1 to 1614 and encodes 537 amino acids. Gene Ontology annotation, cellular component: membrane. The transcript has a single exon. The record is from RefSeq and is a predicted model, not a curated record.
AUGUUUAUGCUGGAUUAUGACCUGAGGGCAUACGAACCUGUGGACGUUGGCUGGCUCUGUUUGGUUCCUCCGCUACUAACCAUGGUGGUAGCUUUGCUAACGAAGGAGGUAGUCAUUUCUCUACUCUUGGGUGUGGUGGUGGCGGUUCUCAUAUAUAUAAUAAAAUCUCAUUUAUCCUUUGUACAGAUGUUCCAGGUUUUUUUCUCCAUUCUGAUGUCUAGGGCAGCUUCCAACAUGGCGAUUUGCUUGUUUACCUUUUUAAUGGGAUCUCUGGUUAAGCUGAUGGAAAAAUCGGGAGGAACGAAGGCAUUCUGCAAUUGGUUCUCGAAGUUUAUCAAGGGUAGAAAGACUACUCUGAUGAUUGGCGUAUUUGUCUCAUCGUUUCUCUUCUUGGACGACUACUUUAACAUCAUCACCACCAGCACGAUCAUGCACGCAAUCUUUGACCGGAACAACAUAUCGAAACCGAAGGCCGCCUAUCAGAUCCACACAAUGGCAAGCAAUCUGUGCAUUUUGUCCCCUAUCAGCAGUUGGGCAGCGGUUAUCGUAGCGCAGAUCGAGGAUUGCGGAAUUAAAGAUGCGUUCUCUGUAUUUUCCAGCUCUCUCAUCUUGAACACUUACCCCAUCUGCUGCAUUUUGGGAAUCUUCUUCUUCAAUCUAACAGGAAUCGAAGUCGGGGGCAUGCAAGAGUACGAAGACAAAGCCAAGCUUGCAUCUUCGACGCAAGAAGAGCUGCUCUCAUCCAGCGAGUCAGAAAACAUCGGCCAUUCUUACGAUCUCAUCCUUCCCGUCUUCUCCCUCAUUGUUUCCACUGUUUUGUACAUUUUCUAUCUGGGAGGCGGCUUCCACGGACACAAAUCCAUCCAGCAGGUCUUCACGGACUCCGACUCGGCCACCGCGCUCCUCUACGCCUCCUUCACCGCGAUUUUAAUCGCCUUUCUCCUCUACAUCCCGCGCCGCGUCAUGACCUUCCGCGUCUUCGUAGAAGAAGCCAAAGAAGGCAUGAAAGUGAUGCUGGACACGCUCAUCAUCCUCGUACUGGCGUGGACUGUGGGCGGCGUCGACAGCACGCUGCUCCAAACCGGCGAUUACAUCGGAAAUCUCAUCACGCGCUGCCAUCUCCCCUUCUGGAUCAUCCCCUCCGUGGUGUUUCUCGUGGGGGCUCUGCUCACCUUCUCGCUGGGAACCACGUGGGCGGGUUUCUCGGUGCUGAUCCCCAUCGUGGUGAGCAUUUGCACCAAGACAGACCGCACAUUACUGGUGCCUUGCAUCUCUGCGUGUUUAUGCGGGUCUGUGUUCGGGGAUAACAUAUCUCCGAUCUGUGAUAACACGAUUUUGGUGAGUUCCUGCGUGGACUGCAACUUCAUUUUGCAUGUCAAGACGGAGGCGGUGUAUGCGGUCACGAUGGCGAUUAUUGCGUUUAUCGGAUAUCUAAUCGUCGGAUUCACAGGAGGCAACGUGUGGCUUUCUGUGGGCAUCCCGGUGUUCUUGGAAGCGGUGGUUCUUGGCAGUGUUGCCUUGCUGAAGAGAAUUCGCGUCAUUCGGCUGAACCGAAAUGCGGAAAAUACAACUCCCAAGGAGGGCGAUCUCGUUCUGCAACUAAACGGGGUGUAA